Molecule: messenger RNA, 2655 nt
Organism: Anopheles darlingi
Lineage: Eukaryota; Metazoa; Arthropoda; Insecta; Diptera; Culicidae
Product: acyl-CoA-binding domain-containing protein 5
Exons: 4
Coding region: 959-2086 (375 amino acids)
Biological process (GO): fatty acid metabolic process
Molecular function (GO): fatty-acyl-CoA binding
Source: RefSeq, a predicted model, not a curated record
AGUGUUGUUAGAGUUAAUGAAACAAGUAGAAAUUCAAUUUUCUUUCGUUCAGUAAAAAAGGGGUUCCUUUUUUCCGAAAAACCCACUGCUGAGGGCUGAGGUGGUAGUUUGUCCUUAAAAUCGACAAUAAUCCUGAAUUUUGCAUUCCCAGGAAUUGGUCCCUUGAACGUUUCCUUUCCCUCUCCGUCGUCCGUGUGUGAUUCGUAAAAAAGUUAUCGUCAAUCAACCUAGAACGCAUCAUUUUUGUUAUUUUUUGUGUGUGCUACGUAGUUCGCGGGGCCGAAGUGCGGCCUUCCUCUUGCUCCGUCGUAGUGUGCUUCCGGUAUUGUGCAUUAAUUUGCAGCUUUGUGGCCGUCCACUACCUUCUGUUCCUGUACUAAUAACGAUCGAGCGUCGUGGCACGGUGCCCAGCCAAAAGGGAUUACUCCGAAGAGAAGUGGUCGUAGUCCACUAGUAAAGGCGGCCCUCCUUUGGGGGUUACAGCGACAGAAAGUAAAUCGUAAACCGUGAGAUCGCUGGUGCUGUAACUUAAUCAACCGAUGGGUGCGACAGAGGCAGGGUGCCAGCGUGCGUAAACGAUAGAGUGGGAAAGGCUGGUGCGUAUUGCGUAUAGAGAGUGUUUUGUGAGUGGAAUGCAGGGGACACAGAAGCACGGAAGGAUAGGAAAUAUCAAUGGAUUGAAUCGGUGGGUUAAAAGUGUGCAAAACUGUGACAACAACCAAGGGCAAAGCCGUACCAGAAGUGUCGAAAAGGAAACCUAAAAUUCAUCCUUACGCAGCAAAGUGUCUUGCUGGAAAGUUAAAGCUUCCUGCAAAAGUGAAUUGUGCAUCUUGAAUUCCGGUCCGGUCAGUUCGUUUUACGUAAUUCUGCGUCUCAAACCCCAGUGGCAUCAAGUGGAUUCGAUUGGAGCCCUCCAAACACUACCCAGCCAUCCCCCCUGUGUCCCCAAAGGUACAAAAUGUCGAUCGAAGAGCGCUUUAACGCCGCCGUCAGCGUAAUCCGUGGGCUGCCAAAGAAUGGACCGUAUCAACCCAGCAACGAUAUGUUGCUACGAUUCUACUCCUACUUCAAACAGGCCACGAAAGGGAAAUGUUGUGAGCGUAAACCAGCGUUCUGGGAUGUGGUCAAUCGCGCCAAAUGGGAAGCUUGGAACCGGUUGGGUGACAUGCCGAAGGAAACAGCGAUGCAGAAAUAUGUGGACGAGUUGAAAAAGAUCGUCGAAACCAUGUCGUACACCGAUAAUGUGGCCAACUUCAUGGAGUACAACAUGAGUGAACUGGAUAAUGUCAACAUCAGCGAUUUGGAGAUGGUAGCUCCAGAGGCGAUCAAGAAGGCAAGAUCGCGUCCCAACUCACCGCUUGCCUCGCGUGAAGCCAGUCCUGUUGGGCGCCUCUCUCCGGUUACACCUCCACCGACAGCUGUGGUACAGCCUGGUACAACUCCUCUGGUGAACGGUCAUGUCCAUAAACCAACUGCAAUCAAUGGUUACCAUCACCAUACACAUCACGAUCACAACCAUCAUCAUAAGAGGAAUGGUAGCAGCGGCGUAAAUGGCAGAUCAUCUCCAAUUAGUAACGGAGGCAUUAGCUCAGGACCAUCGGAACUCAGCGACGAUGACGAAUACAUUGACACGAUGGAUGAUGAGUUUGAAAGCGAAAUGCCGACAAUGUCCGCCGUUUUCCGUCCGAUCGAAGCAGUUAACCACGGGCAUCACUACUACCAGCACCAGCGGAAUGCUGUAGUAAACGGAAUAAACAAUAGUAGCAUGCAAAACGGUGGAGAAGUGGCUGCGCAGAUAUCGCUCACCGUCGAGCGAUUGAAUGCGAACAUGCAGCAGGUUUUAGGACGGGUCGACACCAUUGAGCAAUCCUUAGCCACGCUGCGCGAUGAACUUCAGAGGCAACAACAGCAACUGGCAAAAAUUAAUGCAGCUUCUAUUGGACCCCGGCGCACUCGAUCAGUUCUUGGAGCAGUGCCAGCAUGGUGGCCCUUCCCCGAGAUAACGCCGGCGACGCUGGCGUUUAUUAUUCUUUGGCCACUGGUCAUCAAUCGAGUUACCAGCUGGGCGCAGAGAAAGAAACUUUAAGCGAAUCGUAGCACCGUAAGAGGGAUAACGAGCGGGUUGUGAAAUGUUAACAUUUUGAGGCGCGGUUUGCCUUCUGCAAGGGAAGGGUUUCUGUUCUGUUGGCUCUGUUUAUUUUGUUUGAGGUUCGGGGGGUUGUGGUCCUUAUUACAGCUUUUAUAUUACUCACAUGGUUUGCGAACCUACGGUUUAUUGUAUAUUUGUAGCUCCAACUUUUCCACACAUUUCCGGACGUUGUACUUGGUGCUCCGUAGCAAUGCAUUCCCAUUUCAAAUACCUAGAAGCGACGCAGCUUGCGAUAUUUUUGUUUGACAAACUAAUGGACAACUAUUACUUUCAAUCAACGUAAAAGUGCAAUUUUCUGUUAUCCUAUUACUAUAAUUUAUUUAUAAUGUAUUGAAACGGCAACCUGAUAUGAACCAUUGGAACAUAUUUUCGUACUAAGUAUGUAAGAAAGCAUAUGUUUUAAUAGUCUAAAUAUAUGUUGGACCCCAACAAGUAUAGAUCGGCGACCAAAUUGUUUCAAUCAGUAGCCUUAAGGUGUUACCAUUUUCUAGCGAACUUAGUAUUUA